This is a messenger RNA of Cyclocybe aegerita, 438 nucleotides long. NCBI's taxonomy places the organism in Eukaryota, Fungi, Basidiomycota, Agaricomycetes, Agaricales, Hemipholiotaceae. The record is from the annotation of a GenBank genome assembly.
AUGCCUCAUGGUAACCCCUCACCCGCCUUCCAUAGCCUGUCCAGCACUGUUGGCGUCACCAACAAGUUGCCCAUCCGCACGUACCCACCUUGCACUCGUCCACCCGCAUCAAUCACACCCCCUGCACACCUUAUCCCCCUCUUCCCUCGUACGCAGAGCCAGCGAGGAUGGCAAGAAGCCAUCCACCACGAGCAUGGGCAAGCGACCAUGGAGGUGACUUGGGCAGGAAAACCACGGGCCAGCCAGAACAAUGACGAAUGGCAAGCGCAAGCGAGUGAUGAGGACGACACAGCGAGGACACCGAGGAGCCGGCCAGCAUGGGUACCCGCAACCAAGGACGACAAUGGCGAUGGCAGGCGAGGGACGAUGACAACGGUGGCUGGCGAGGGACAACGACAACAACGAGGGAGGACAAUGAGGAUGAUGGCAGCGAGGUGA